UGGACCAACAUGGGGACAACAGGAUUCUGGAGCUCGCUGUGGCUCGUGUACCUGACGCUGCUGGUCGGCUCACUCUCUCAGGAAGAAGAGUCUCACAUUGGUCACGUAUGCACGGCAUGGGGCCACAAUCACUACAAGAGCUUUGACGGAAACUUCUACCAACUGGCCUCGUCCUGCAACCACGUGAUGGCCACAAACUGCAGGGGCGAGAGCGAGUACUUCAACAUCCAGCUGAGGCGGAAGGUCGUCGACGGCGUCCCCACCAUCGACAGGAUCACCAUGAGGAUGGAGGCCACUCUGGUGGAGAUCUCCAGCAGUGGUGUGGUCGUCGACGGCAAAGCAGUGUCUACACCGGUCAACACCUUCGGGGUGACUGUGAGGUCCACCCCCGCCAGUAUCACCGUGGACGCCAAGUUGGGCAUCACAGCGAUCUGGAACAAGGACGACUCCCUGGACAUUGAAAUCGAUGAAAAAUACAAGAACCAGCUGUGUGGACUCUGUGGAAACUUUGAUGGAAACAGCGGCAACGACUUCAACAUCGAAGAUAUCCCUCUGGCAAUCGAAGCCUUUGCUGAGUCCAACAAGGUGAACGAUCCGACCGAGUUGUGCGACUUGCCUGAUGCCCAGGACGUGGAAGAAUGUGGGGACGUGACUUUCUGUGAAGAGGUUUUCAACCGCACAGCGUUCGACAGCUGCAAAGAGCUUCUGGAUUUGCCGUCCUUCGGUAAAGCCUGUAUGACCGACAUGUGUCACGCCGUCAACGGCAGCAACAAUGUUCUCUGCCAGACCCUGUCAGAGUUCUCCCGACAGUGCAUCCACGGAGGCGGCUCGCCACAACAGUGGAGGAGUGAAGACUUUUGCAAUAAGGAGUGUCCGUCAAACAUGCAGUUCAUGGAGUGCACAAGCUCAUGUCCUGACAGCUGCACCACACCUCAGGCCAGCCAGACAUGUGACAACCACUGCCAUGACGGCUGCGGCUGCCCUGACGGAAUGGUCAUUGAUGACAUCACAAACAGUGGCUGUAUUAAACUGUCAGCGUGUCCGUGUCAGCACCAGAACAACCUCUACCAAUCUGGAGACAGCUACACACUCAACUGCAGAUCCUGUUUGUGUCAGGGUGGUCAGUGGGAGUGUGUCGAGAACAACUGCCCAGGACGAUGCUCUUUGGACGGAGGAUCUCAUGUCAACACCUUUGAUGGAAAGAGUUACACCUUCCAUGGAGACUGCUCCUACAUUAUGGCAAAGGGAGACAACGGUACCUUCACUGUGAUCGUGGAACUGGUCAAGUGUUCUCUGAGUGACAGCAGCACCUGCCUCAAGUCUGUGACUCUGUUCUUGAAACACAAAACUGUGACCGUUAAAGUUACGUCCAGCAAGGUGUUUGUGAACAGCAUUCUCUCACAGCUGCCACUGUACAUCGCGGAGGUGAAUAUCUUCAAGCCAUCAUCCACACACAUGGUCAUCAGCACCAAGGUGGGCAUUCAAAUCAUGGUCCAGCUGUCGCCCAAGAUGCAGGUCGUCCUCACAGCUCAUUCUUCCCUCAGCGGAACCACCAAGGGACUGUGCGGGAACUUCAACAACAAAGAGAUAGAUGACUUCAGGGUGAGCAGUGGACUGGUGGAGGGAACCACCUCAGCUUUUGUCAACACACUGAAAAACGAAGGCAAAUGCCCCGACAUCCAAACCCGCCUGGUCCACCCGUGCUCCCAGGGCAUCAACAAAGAGAGUUACGCCAGAUACUGGUGCUCCAAACUGACGGAGCCCACGGGAAAGUUUGCUCCGUGCCACGAUUUCGUCAGCCCCUCCUCCUACUUUGAUAACUGCUUGUACGACACCUGUGACUGUGAUCAAAGUGAGUCCUGCAUGUGUGCCGCGGUCUCCUCGUACGUCUUGGCGUGUUCGGAGGUGGGAGUCCACCUGACCGGCUGGAGGUCGACCGUCUGUGAUAAGUUCAAGAACUGUUCAGAGGGACUGGUGUACAGCUACGACAUGACCACCUGCAAACGGACCUGCCAAUCCCUGAGUCAGCCCGACUACACCUGCAUGGUCAACCACCCCAAAGUGGACGGCUGUGGCUGCCCCGACGGAAAGUACUUAAACGAUGAAGGGAAGUGUGUGCUCAAGAGCAUUUGUCCCUGCUACGAUAAAGACACAACUAUAUCUCCUGGAGGGACUCACAAAGUGGACAACAACACAUGCAUCUGCAAUCAAGGAGUUCUCAGCUGCACUGGGGGACCUCUAUCUUCAUGCUACGACCCAAUGAUUUACUUAAACUGCUCUGAACCUGAGGACACUGGGGUCGAGUGUCAGAGGAGCUGCAGCACUCUGGACAUGGAGUGUCUGAGUCAAGGCUGUGCUCCAGGCUGCAUGUGCCCUGACGGUAUGGUGCUGGACGGUACAGGUGGAUGUAUCAAAGAGAGCGACUGCCCGUGUGUCCACAACGGAAAGGCCUACCAUCCAGGAGAGACGCUGACUGUGGACUGCAACACCUGCUCCUGCAAAAACAGGAAGUUCACCUGCACUGACAACGUUUGUGACUCUGUUUGUGGAAUCUAUGGCGACGGUCACUACAUCACAUUUGACGACAAGAGGUUCGACUUCAACGGAGAGUGUGAAUACACACUGGUGCAGGACUUCUGCGGUGUUGAUACAGCUAAUGGAACCUUCAGAGUUAUCAGUGAGAAUGUUCCGUGUGGAACCACAGGAGCCACCUGCUCCAAGACCAUCAAGAUCUUCCUGGAGAAUUCUGAAUACCGUCUUAAAGAUGACAAGUUCCAGGUGGUCAAGGGAAAGAGCAAAGUGCCACCAUCUAAAGUCCACACGAUGGGUCUGUACCUGGUGGUGAAGAUCAAAAAAGGAUUUGUGCUCAUUUGGGACAAGAAAACCAGUCUUUUUAUUAAACUCAGCUCAAUGUAUCAGGGCAAAGUCUGUGGUAUGUGCGGAAACUUCGACGGCAACAGUAAGAAUGACUUCACCACUCGCAACAUGGAGACGGUGACGGAUGUUGUGCAAUACGGUAACAGCUGGAAGUCGUCAUCCACCUGCCCCAGUGCAGAAGUCAUCAAUGAUCCCUGCAUCUCCAACCCAUAUCGAGCAACCUGGUCCAAGAGGAAAUGUAGCAUCAUCACCAGCAUCACCUUCAAGGAGUGUCAUUCACUGGUGGACCCUGGUCCAUACAUGGACUCUUGUGUGAGAGACACCUGUGCCUGUGACAGCGGUGGGGACUGUGAAUGUUUCUGCACUGCUGUGGCUGCCUAUGCUAAAGCUUGUACUGAGGCCGGGGCCUGCAUUAGAUGGAGAACUCCAACCAUAUGCCCUGUUUUCUGUGACUACUACAACGAUCCUGAGGGUUGUGAGUGGCACUACAGACCUUGUGGAGCUGAGUGCAUGAAAACAUGUAGAAAUCCAUCAGGAGACUGUUCCAACCUCAUCUCUGGCCUGGAAGGCUGCUAUCCACUGUGUCCUGCAAGUCGACCCUACUUCAAUGAAGACACCAUGAAGUGUGUCCCCGUGGAACAGUGUGGUUGCUAUGACGACAAAGGCAACCAUUACAACCUCGGAGAUAAAGUUCCAUCAGACAACUGCUACACUUGCUCCUGCAAGAUUUCUGGAAUAGUGUGCGACUACAAUGUACAUUAUUGUAAAUGCUUCUUUGAUGGAAAGUACUAUAAUUAUGGGGACAUCAUCUACGACACCAGUGAUGGAAUCGGAAACUGCAUGAAAGUGGAAUGUGUGGCCAAUGGGACUGUAACAAGUACUGUAACCCCAUGCUCAACCCAAGCGCCAACCACUACAACACCCUUUACAUUCAGCACAACUACAGAAACUCCUACAACCACACCUGAAGGAACAACCACAACAUCUGUAAGUACCACAACUACAGAAGGCCCCACAACCACACCCGGAGAAACGACUACAACCACAACAUCUGUAAGUACCACAACUACAGAAGGCCCCACAACCACACCCGGAGAAACGACUACAACAUCUGUGAGUACCACAACUACACAAGGCCCCACAACCACACCCGGAGAAACGACUACUACAUCUGUGAGUACCACAACUACGGAAGGCCCCACAACCACACCCGGAGAAACGACUACAACAUCUGUGAGGACCACAACUACAGAAGGCCCCAAAACCACACCCGGAGAAACGACUACAACAUCUUUGAGUACCACAACUACACAAGGCCCCACAACCACACCCGGAGAAACAACUACAACAUCUGUGAGUACCACAACUACAGAAGGCCCCACAACCACACCUGAAGGAACAACCACAACAUCUGUGAGUACCACAACUACACAAGGCCCCCCAACCACACCCGGAGAAACGACUACAACAUCUGUGAGUACCACAACUACAGAAGGCCCCACAACCACACCCAGAGAAACGACUACAACAUCUGUGAGUACCACAACUACACAAGGCCCCACAACCACACCCGGAGAAACGACUACAACAUCUGUGAGUACCACAACUACACAAGGCCCCACAACCACACCCGGAGAAACGACUACUACAUCUGUGAGUACCACAACUACGGAAGGCCCCACAACCACACCCGGAGAAACGACUACAACAUCUGUGAGUACCACAACUACAGAAGGCCCCACAACCACACCCGGAGAAACGACUACAACAUCUUUGAGUACCACAACUACACAAGGCCCCACAACCACACCCGGAGAAACAACUACAACAUCUGUGAGUACCACAACUACAGAAGGCCCCACAACCACACCCGGAGAAACAACUACAACAUCUGUGAGUACCACAACUACAGAAGGCCCCACAACCACACCUGAAGGAACAACCACAACAUCUGUGAGUACCACAACCACACCCGGAGAAACGACUACAACAUCUGUGAGUACCACAACUACAGAAGGCCCCACAACCACACCCGGAGAAACGACUACAACAUCUGUGAGUACCACAACUACAGAAGGUCCCACAACCACAUCCGGAGAAACAACUACAACAUCUGUAAGCACCACCACUACAGAAGGCCCCACAACCACACCUGAAGGAACAACCACAACAUCUGUAAGUACCACAACUACAGAAGGCCCCACAACCACACCCGGAGAAACGACUACAACAUCUGUGAGUACCACAACUACACAAGGCCCCACAACCACACCCGGAGAAACGACUACUACAUCUGUGAGUACCACAACUACGGAAGGCCCCACAACCACACCCGGAGAAACGACUACAACAUCUGUGAGUACCACAACUACAGAAGGCCCCACAACCACACCCGGAGAAACGACUACAACAUCUUUGAGUACCACAACUACACAAGGCCCCACAACCACACCCGGAGAAACAACUACAACAUCUGUGAGUACCACAACUACAGAAGGCCCCACAACCACACCUGAAGGAACAACCACAACAUCUGUGAGUACCACAACUACACAAGGCCCCCCAACCACACCCGGAGAAACGACUACAACAUCUGUGAGUACCACAACUACAGAAGGCCCCACAACCACACCCAGAGAAACGACUACAACAUCUGUGAGUACCACAACUACACAAGGCCCCACAACCACACCCGGAGAAACGACUACAACAUCUGUGAGUACCACAACUACAGAAGGCCCCACAACCACACCUGAAGAAACAACCACAACAUCUGUGAGUACCACAACUACAGAAGGCCCCACAACCACACCCGGAGAAACGACUACAACAUCUGUGAGUACCACAACUACACAAGGCCCCACAACCACACCCGGAGAAACAACUACAACAUCUGUGAGUACCACAACUACAGAAGGUCCCACAACCACAUCCGGAGAAACAACUACAACAUCUGUAAGCACCACCACUACAGAAGGCCCCACAACCACACCUGAAGGAACAACCACAACAUCUGUAAGUACCACAACUACAGAAGGCCCCACAACCACACCCGGAGAAACGACUACAACAUCUGUGAGUACCACAACUACACAAGGCCCCACAACCACACCCGGAGAAACGACUACUACAUCUGUGAGUACCACAACUACGGAAGGCCCCACAACCACACCCGGAGAAACGACUACAACAUCUGUGAGUACCACAACUACAGAAGGCCCCACAACCACACCCGGAGAAACGACUACAACAUCUUUGAGUACCACAACUACACAAGGCCCCACAACCACACCCGGAGAAACAACUACAACAUCUGUGAGUACCACAACUACAGAAGGCCCCACAACCACACCUGAAGGAACAACCACAACAUCUGUGAGUACCACAACUACACAAGGCCCCCCAACCACACCCGGAGAAACGACUACAACAUCUGUGAGUACCACAACUACAGAAGGCCCCACAACCACACCCAGAGAAACGACUACAACAUCUGUGAGUACCACAACUACACAAGGCCCCACAACCACACCCGGAGAAACGACUACAACAUCUGUGAGUACCACAACUACAGAAGGCCCCACAACCACACCUGAAGGAACAACCACAACAUCUGUGAGUACCACAACUACAGAAGGCCCCACAACCACACCCGGAGAAACGACUACAACAUCUGUGAGUACCACAACUACACAAGGCCCCACAACCACACCCGGAGAAACAACUACAACAUCUGUGAGUACCACAACUACAGAAGGCCCCACAACCACACCUGAAGGAACAACCACAACAUCUGUGAGUACCACAACUACACAAGGCCCCACAACCACACCCGGAGAAACGACUACAACAUCUGUGAGUACCACAACUACAGAAGGCCCCACAACCACACCCGGAGAAACGACUACAACAUCUGUGAGUACCACAACUACAGAAGGUCCCACAACCACAUCCGGAGAAACAACUACAACAUCUGUAAGCACCACCACUACAGAAGGCCCCACAACCACACCUGAAGGAACAACCACAACAUCUGUAAGUACCACAACUACAGAAGGCCCCACAACCACACCCGGAGAAACGACUACAACAUCUGUGAGUACCACAACUACACAAGGCCCCACAACCACACCCGGAGAAACGACUACUACAUCUGUGAGUACCACAACUACGGAAGGCCCCACAACCACACCCGGAGAAACGACUACAACAUCUGUGAGUACCACAACUACAGAAGGCCCCACAACCACACCCGGAGAAACGACUACAACAUCUUUGAGUACCACAACUACACAAGGCCCCACAACCACACCCGGAGAAACAACUACAACAUCUGUGAGUACCACAACUACAGAAGGCCCCACAACCACACCUGAAGGAACAACCACAACAUCUGUGAGUACCACAACUACACAAGGCCCCCCAACCACACCCGGAGAAACGACUACAACAUCUGUGAGUACCACAACUACAGAAGGCCCCACAACCACACCCAGAGAAACGACUACAACAUCUGUGAGUACCACAACUACACAAGGCCCCACAACCACACCCGGAGAAACGACUACAACAUCUGUGAGUACCACAACUACAGAAGGCCCCACAACCACACCUGAAGGAACAACCACAACAUCUGUGAGUACCACAACUACAGAAGGCCCCACAACCACACCCGGAGAAACGACUACAACAUCUGUGAGUACCACAACUACACAAGGCCCCACAACCACACCCGGAGAAACAACUACAACAUCUGUGAGUACCACAACUACAGAAGGUCCCACAACCACAUCCGGAGAAACAACUACAACAUCUGUAAGCACCACCACUACAGAAGGCCCCACAACCACACCUGAAGGAACAACCACAUCAUCUGUAAGUACCACAACUACAGAAGGCCCCACAACCACACCCGGAGAAACGACUACAACAUCUGUGAGUACCACAACUACACAAGGCCCCACAACCACACCCGGAGAAACGACUACUACAUCUGUGAGUACCACAACUACGGAAGGCCCCACAACCACACCCGGAGAAACAACUACAACAUCUGUGAGUACCACAACUACACAAGGCCCCCCAACCACACCCGGAGAAACGACUACAACAUCUGUGAGUACCACAACUACAGAAGGCCCCACAACCACACCCAGAGAAACGACUACAACAUCUGUGAGUACCACAACUACACAAGGCCCCACAACCACACCCGGAGAAACGACUACAACAUCUGUGAGUACCACAACUACAGAAGGCCCCACAACCACACCUGAAGGAACAACCACAACAUCUGUGAGUACCACAACUACAGAAGGCCCCACAACCACACCCGGAGAAACGACUACAACAUCUGUGAGUACCACAACUACACAAGGCCCCACAACCACACCCGGAGAAACAACUACAACAUCUGUGAGUACCACAACUACAGAAGGCCCCACAACCACACCUGAAGGAACAACCACAACAUCUGUGAGUACCACAACUACACAAGGCCCCACAACCACACCCGGAGAAACGACUACAACAUCUGUGAGUACCACAACUACAGAAGGCCCCACAACCACACCUGAAGGAACAACCACAACAUCUGUAAGUACCACAACUACAGAAGGCCCCACAACCACACCCGUAGAAACGACUACAACAUCUGUGAGUACCACAACUACACAAGGCCCCACAACCACACCCGGAGAAACGACUACUACAUCUGUGAGUACCACAACUACGGAAGGCCCCACAACCACACCCGGAGAAACAACUACAACAUCUGUGAGUACCACAACUACAGAAGGCCCCACAACCACACCUGAAGGAACAACCACAACAUCUGUGAGUACCACAACUACACAAGGCCCCCCAACCACACCCGGAGAAACGACUACAACAUCUGUGAGUACCACAACUACAGAAGGCCCCACAACCACACCCAGAGAAACGACUACAACAUCUGUGAGUACCACAACUACACAAGGCCCCACAACCACACCCGGAGAAACGACUACAACAUCUGUGAGUACCACAACUACAGAAGGCCCCACAACCACACCUGAAGGAACAACCACAACAUCUGUGAGUACCACAACUACAGAAGGCCCCACAACCACACCCGGAGAAACGACUACAACAUCUGUGAGUACCACAACUACACAAGGCCCCACAACCACACCCGGAGAAACAACUACAACAUCUGUGAGUACCACAACUACAGAAGGUCCCACAACCACAUCCGGAGAAACAACUACAACAUCUGUAAGCACCACCACUACAGAAGGCCCCACAACCACACCUGAAGGAACAACCACAACAUCUGUAAGUACCACAACUACAGAAGGCCCCACAACCACACCCGGAGAAACGACUACAACAUCUGUGAGUACCACAACUACACAAGGCCCCACAACCACACCCGGAGAAACGACUACUACAUCUGUGAGUACCACAACUACGGAAGGCCCCACAACCACACCCGGAGAAACGACUACAACAUCUGUGAGUACCACAACUACAGAAGGCCCCACAACCACACCCGGAGAAACGACUACAACAUCUUUGAGUACCACAACUACACAAGGCCCCACAACCACACCCGGAGAAACAACUACAACAUCUGUGAGUACCACAACUACAGAAGGCCCCACAACCACACCUGAAGGAACAACCACAACAUCUGUGAGUACCACAACUACACAAGGCCCCCCAACCACACCCGGAGAAACGACUACAACAUCUGUGAGUACCACAACUACAGAAGGCCCCACAACCACACCCAGAGAAACGACUACAACAUCUGUGAGUACCACAACUACACAAGGCCCCACAACCACACCCGGAGAAACGACUACAACAUCUGUGAGUACCACAACUACAGAAGGCCCCACAACCACACCUGAAGGAACAACCACAACAUCUGUGAGUACCACAACUACAGAAGGCCCCACAACCACACCCGGAGAAACGACUACAACAUCUGUGAGUACCACAACUACACAAGGCCCCACAACCACACCCGGAGAAACAACUACAACAUCUGUGAGUACCACAACUACAGAAGGCCCCACAACCACACCUGAAGGAACAACCACAACAUCUGUAAGUACCACAACUACAGAAGGCCCCACAACCACACCCGGAGAAACGACUACAACAUCUGUGAGUACCACAACUACACAAGGCCCCACAACCACACCCGGAGAAACGACUACAACAUCUGUGAGUACCACAACUACAGAAGGCCCCACAACCACACCUGAAGGAACAACCACAACAUCUGUGAGUACCACAACUACAGAAGGCCCCACAACCACACCCGGAGAAACGACUACAACAUCUGUGAGUACCACAACUACAGAGGGCCCCACAACCACACCCGAAGGAACAACCACAACAUCUGUGAGUACCACAACUACAGAAGGCCCCACAACCACGCCCAAAGGAACAACCACAACAUCUGUAAGUACCACAACUACAGAAGGCCCCACAACCACACCCGGAGAAACGACUACAACAUCUGUGAGUACCACAACUACACAAGGCCCCACAACCACACCCGGAGAAACGACUACAACAUCUGUGAGUACCACAACUACAGAAGGCCCCACAACCACAUCCGGAGAAACGACUACAACAUCUGUGAGUACCACAACUACAGAAGGUCCCACAACCACAUCCGGAGAAACAACUACAACAUCUGUAAGCACCACCACUACAGAAACGACACCGCAUGUUGUUACUGAAUCAACAACAUCUGCACCUACAAGCCCUCAAGUGCAAAAUACUACUACAACUGGUGCAACUGGUUCAACAUCUAUUGGUCCAGUCACUCAGACGACUCCACCUACAACUUCAGUGUGUGUCUGCAUCAGGAAUGGAACUUCUUAUAAUCCUGGUGAGAUGGUGUACAAUGUCAGUGAUGGCAGUGCGUUUUGUUAUGUUGCUACUUGUAAUGCAUCGUGCCAAAUUGAGGUGAAGAGCGAAGUUUGUGCCACAACACCUGGCACAACUACUACUGCGAUCACUACCACUACAACAGUUUCUUCCUCUACUCCCACCCCAACAACAAGCGAGUCUACAACUACCCUUGACUGCAUCUAUGAGGACCCACCAAGAAAGAACGGAGAAACCUGGAAGGUUGACAAUUGCACCACAGCUGUUUGUAGCAAUGGCCUUGUCACUAAUACAGUUACAGAGUGUCAACUAGUGCAAAAACCCAUCUGUGCCAGUGGAGACGAACCAGUCAAGGUUUAUGAUGAGGACGGAUGCUGCUUCAAAUAUGAAUGUCAAUGCAUGUGCACUGUGUGGACUGCACAACACUUCAAAACAUUUGAUGGAAAAACCUACAACUUCAACAAGAACUGCACUUACUACCUGGUCAAAGAGAGUAUUAAUCAAUAUAACCUAAGUGUUAUGAUCAAUAACCAUGAAUGUGAUCCCUCAACUGGGCAAAUAUGCCAGCAUGAUGUCAUUGUGGAGUACAAAAACACCAAGGUCCUCUUGACCCGACUGAUAUCUGACGGAACACUUGUAAAUGCAGCGUUUGUGAAUGGCAAACGCGUUUAUCCCACUUACAGAAAUAAGGACGUGAGAAUCACCGCCACAGAUUCAGUGUUGAGGUUAAGGUUAAAGAAAAUCAAUUUCAGGGUGAUCUUCAAGUGUUCAACAGUCAUCAUUCGCAUGGGCGAAGAAUUUAAAGGAAAGACUGAGGGACAAUGUGGAACCUGUGACAACAUCCAGUCCAACGACUGUCGAUCUCCCAACGGUCAGGUGGAAGACUGCCAAGACUCUGCUGAGGACUGGGCUGUCCCUGGUCAAGACUGUGAAACCCCGACUGUAACAACACCCACAACCACCGUCCCACCUUCAACAACACUGUCCACAUGUAGACCUGCCAUCUGUGACCUCCUCACCUCCAGUGUGUUUGCACCAUGCAAUGAAUACAUCUCCCCAGGACCAUUUGUGGCAACCUGUCAAUCUGACAUCUGUAACUACAAUAAUCAUACUUGCGAAAGCCUCGACGCCUACGCCACAGAGUGUGCCAGCGAAGGAUACUGCAUUGACUGGAGGAAUUCGACCAACGGACAGUGCGAAAUGAAGUGUCCAAAGAACCAAGUGUACAAGGCGUGUGGUACCACUAUGGAGCCUACAUGUGACCAAAGAUACAACGAGAUGAACCAGGCCAAUUCAACCACAGAGGAGAAAUACGAGGGCUGUUUCUGCAUGGAGGGCACCACAUUAUUCAACCCAGUCCAUGACAAAUGCGUUAAUGCCUGCAAUUGUGUUGGACCCGAGGGAGAACCCAAAGAAGUUGGUGAAACCUGGACAAAUAACUGCAAAGAAUGUGUGUGUGACAAGGACACCCUGAGCGUCCAGUGUGAGCCUGUUCAAUGCCAAACACAACCGACCCCCAACUGCUCUGAGCCAUACCAGCUGGUCAAUAGGACAGUGGACUGCUGCACUGAGGAGCUGUGUGAAUGCAAUGAAAACCUGUGCUCCCCGCCCAUUGACUGCGAUAUUGGCUACAAUCUCACCAUCACUGACAGCGACUGCUGCAAGGAGUACAAAUGUGUUCCUAAGGAUGUAUGUGUGCACAACAUGACGGAGUACAAGCCUGGUGAAAAGAUACCAACUCCAGAAACACCCGGGCCAACAACCACCACCACACAACCAGAAACAACCUCACCACCAGGACAAACAACGACAACAGCCCCAUCGGGAGGACAAACAACGACAACAGCCCCAUCGGGAGGACAAACAACGACAACAGCCCCAUCUGGAGGACAAACAACGACAACAGCCCCAUCGGGAGGACAAACAACGACAACAGCCCCAUCUGGAGGACAAACAACGACAACAGCCCCAUCGGGAGGACAAACAACGACAACAGCCCCAUCGGGAGGACAAACAACGACAACAGCACCAUCGGUAGGACAAACAACGACAACAGCACCAUCGGGAGGCGAAACAACAACAGCACCAUCGGGAGGCGAAACAACAACAGCACCAUCGGGAGGUGAAACAACAACAGCACCAUCGGGAGGUGAAACAACAACAGCACCAUCGGGAGGCGAAACAACAACAGCACCAUCAGGAGGAGAAACAACAACAGCACCAUCAGGAGGCGAAACAACAACAGCAACAUCAGGAGGUGAAACAACAACAGCACCAUCAGGACAAACAACGACAGCCCCAUCAGGAGAAACAACAACACCAUCAGGAGGACAAACAACAACAACAGCACCAUCAGGAGGAGAAACAACAACAGCAACAUCAGGAGGCGAAACAACAACAGCACCAUCAGGAGGCGAAACAACAACAGCACCAUCAGGACAAACAACGACAACAGCGCCAUCAGGAGAACAAACAACAACAGCAACAUCAGGAGGCGAAACAACAACAGCACCAUCAGGAGGCGAAACAACAACAGCACCAUCAGGAGGCGAAACAACAACAGCACCAUCAGGAGGACAAACAACAACAACAGCACCAUCAGGACAAACAACAACAGCACCAUCAGGAGGACAAACAACAACAACAGCACCAUCAGGAGAACAAACAACAACAGCAACAUCAGGAGGCGAAACAACAACAGCACCAUCAGGAGGACAAACAACAACAGCACCAUCAGGAGGACAAACAACCACAACAGCAACAUCAGGAGGCGAAACAACAACAGCACCAUCAGGAGGACAAACAACAACAACAGCACCAUCAGGAGGACAAACAACCACAACAGCAACAUCAGGAGGCGAAACAACAACAGCACCAUCGGGAGGACAAACAACAACAGCACCAUCAGGUGGACAAACAACAACAGCACCAUCAGGAGGACAAACAACAACAACAGCACCAUCAGGAGGACAAACAACCACAACAGCAACAUCAGGAGGCGAAACAACAACAGCACCAUCAGGAGGACAAACAACAACAGCACCAUCAGGUGGACAAACAACAACAGCACCAUCAGGAGGACAAACAACAACAACAGCACCAUCGGGUGGACAAACAACAACAGCAACAUCAGGAGGCGAAACAACAACAGCACCAUCAGUAGGAGAAACAACAACAGCACCAUCAGGAGGAGAAACAACAACAGCACCAUCAGGUGGACAAACAACAACAGCACCAUCAGGUGGACAAACGACGACAACAGCACCAUCAGGAGGACAAACAACAACAAAAACAUCGGGAGGAGAAACAACAACAGCACCAUCAGGUGGACAAACGACGACAACAGCACCAUCAGGAGGACAAACAACAACAAAAACAUCGGGAGGAGAAACAACAACAGCACCAUCAGGUGGACAAACAACAACAACAGCACCAUCAGGUGGACAAACAACAACAGUAUCAACUUUGUCUACUACACCAUUUGUUCACAAACCUGGGCCCUGCCAGGAGUGUUACUGUGGACCUACUAAAGAUCCCGUCACUGGGUUGAACAUGAUUGGAUGCCAGCCUGUUGUCUGCAACACCAGCUGCUCUGAGGGUUACGAGUAUAUUCCUGAUCCUGAGAAGUGCUGCGGGAGCUGCGUUCAGAAGCACUGUAUUCAUGAGUUAGAUAAUGGCACAGUCAUUGUUAUGGAGCCCAACACCAGUUAUGUGCCGCCGGAAGACAAGUGUACGGAGUAUCAAUGUACAAAAGUCAAUGGAAAGUUUAAGGUCACUGUGAUUCAGAAAACCUGUCCUCCUUUCAACCCCCUGGACUGUGAACCCGGCACUGAGACGACCGAUGCUAACGGAUGUUGCAGAUCUUGUAAGAUCAGGACCAUCUGUGAAAUCAAGACUAAUGAGACCUACAUCAAAGUGAAUGACUGCACCAGUGAUCAGAUGGUCAGUGUGUCACACUGCGCCGGACUGUGUGGAAGCACAUCCAAGUAUUCUGCAGCAGCUAACAAAAUGAUGCACAAGUGCGAGUGUUGCCGGGAGGACGAAACCGAACAGAAAGAGGUGAACAUGAACUGCAACGAUGGCUCCAAGAGGAAGCACACCUACACCAAGGUGAAGUCAUGCAAAUGCACCGUGGCAGAGUGUGUGCCAGGGAGCGGGGACAAGUAACAGCCCCGGCGGGAGCAUACCCGCCGUGGCUCCUGACUGAUCACUGGACUGACUUCCUUCCGAACACGAUACAAGUCUUAAUUUUAAAUCUUUAAACUUUUCUCAGAUUUUUGUUGUAUUUAUAGCUCAACAUGCUACAUUGAUUAAAACUUCCUUCAUCUCAGGAUUUUUCUUCACUGAAAGUAAUUAAAAUUAUAUUCCUGCAAUACAAA
Solea solea (common sole) is the source of this 15146-nucleotide messenger RNA. RefSeq names its product mucin-2-like. The coding region runs from base 10 to 14934 and encodes 4974 amino acids. The record is from RefSeq and is a predicted model, not a curated record. NCBI's taxonomy places the organism in Eukaryota, Metazoa, Chordata, Actinopteri, Pleuronectiformes, Soleidae. Gene Ontology annotation, cellular component: extracellular matrix. Gene Ontology annotation, molecular function: protein binding. The transcript is spliced from 47 exons.